Lynx canadensis (Canada lynx) is the source of this 3788-nucleotide messenger RNA. RefSeq names its product calcium voltage-gated channel auxiliary subunit gamma 5 (gene CACNG5). The transcript is spliced from 6 exons. The record is from RefSeq and is a predicted model, not a curated record. Gene Ontology annotation, cellular component: postsynaptic density membrane; AMPA glutamate receptor complex. Gene Ontology annotation, biological process: postsynaptic neurotransmitter receptor diffusion trapping; neurotransmitter receptor transport, postsynaptic endosome to lysosome; neurotransmitter receptor internalization. Bases 132 to 959 code for a protein of 275 amino acids. NCBI's taxonomy places the organism in Eukaryota, Metazoa, Chordata, Mammalia, Carnivora, Felidae. Gene Ontology annotation, molecular function: channel regulator activity; voltage-gated calcium channel activity.
AAGCAUUGGAUCAACGUUCAGAAGAUUUCCAGUUCGCACUCUGUCCCUCCACGAACUGGCUGUGUGAUCCCAGAGCGCACCUCCUGCUGGCGGGACCUUGGCCACAGGCCGCCCAGUGACCUCUGGUGAAGAUGAGUGGCUGCGGGAGGAAGGCCCUGACCCUGCUGAGCAGCGUCUUUGCUGUCUGUGGCCUGGGUCUCCUGGGCAUUGCGGUCAGCACUGACUACUGGCUGUACCUGGAGGAGGGCGUGGUCCUGCCCCAGAACCAGAGCAUGGAGAUCAAGAUGUCCCUGCACUCCGGCCUGUGGCGUGUCUGCUUCCUCGCAGGUGAGGAGCGGGGCCGCUGCUUCACCAUAGAGUAUGUGAUGCCCAUGAACACCCAGCUGACAUCAGAGUCCACCGUCAAUGUUUUAAAAAUGAUUCGUUCGGCCACACCAUUCCCUCUGGUCAGCCUCUUCUUCAUGUUCAUUGGGUUUAUCCUGAGCAACAUCGGACACAUCCGUCCCCAUAGGACUAUACUGGCCUUUGUCUCCGGCAUCUUUUUUAUUCUCUCAGGCCUCUCUCUGGUGGUGGGCCUGGUGCUCUACAUCUCCAGCAUCAACGAUGAGAUGCUCAACAGGACCAGGGACACGGAGACCUAUUUCAACUACAAGUAUGGGUGGUCGUUUGCCUUCGCUGCCAUCUCCUUCCUGUUGACAGAGAGCGCUGGGGUGAUGUCCGUGUACCUGUUCAUGAAGAGGUACACCGCCGAGGACAUGUACAGGCCUCACCCCGGCUUCUACCGUCCCCGUCUGAGCAACUGCUCCGAUUACUCAGGCCAGUUCCUGCACCCGGACGCCUGGGUCCGGGGCCGCAGCCCGUCUGACAUCUCCAGUGACGCCUCCCUGCAGAUGAACAGCAACUACCCAGCCUUGCUCAAGUGCCCCGACUAUGACCAGAUGUCAUCCUCCCCCUGCUGAGCCUCACCACCUUCCUCCCUGGACUGUGGACAACCAGACGGCCCUUCCCAUGCUCCCCUGAUGGUCUGUGAGCCCCAGGCCCUUGGUUGACAGGCCCAGGCUGUCCCCACCACGCUUCGCUCUUGUCCCUUGUCCCUUGUCCCUUGACCCGUGUCGUCUCCAAGCUUCCCCAAGAGCGGCUCUGGCUGCCCCCAGCGUGGGGUCAGGAGUCUGGAGCCAGCGGACAAGCUGAUCGGCUGAGGGUGUGGGCGCGGCCCCGCCUCUCGGGUGCCAGUCACUCCUGCGGUUCUCCCCUUCCUUGGGAGACGUGGCUGUUCCAGCUGUGUUAUCUGUCCCCACACACCUUCCUCCGUGGCCCCAGGCCGAGACGAGCUCUGAGAUGCCGAGUUCCUUACACAGACCCAGCCGGACCUGUGUGCCUGCCAACUAGCCUGGCCCCCGUGUUCGUGUUCUGGACCAUCAGGGCGAAAGGUGAAUCUCAUACGGAGGUCUGGCUGGUUCAGAAUUGCCAAGCAGUGUUCCUCGUGAAAUCCCUUAUCCGUUUUCGUUACCCACGUCGGUCCGCGCGACACGCCGUCCUGUCCUCCCCGCCCCCCCUCCACCCCAUAGGCUGUGAAUCUUCUGUCCUCUCUUCCCACCAGGACUCGGCUGCCCCAGCCUUGGUCCCUACCGGGCUAAGUGGGGGGGUGGGGGGGGGAUUCUGAGGCUACUCUGAGAAAGUCACAAAGAGGUGUUAAUGGCUGAUGAUGUCUUAAUAUGUACGGCCCCUAUACCGUUUUUAACAGGGGUCUUUAAUGCCUUAACCCAAGAAGUGACUCUGACAAGGAGAAUUUCAGACUUUGGCUGGUCCGAGUUAGUACCAUCAGGCACUGUUUCAGGCCCUGGGGAUACUGCCCCUGCUCAAAUGGGCAGUAUUUCCUGUCCAAGGCCCUAAAAUAGAAUCCUACAGACACACGUCUAUACCACCUAAGUAGAAGGCAGCUUUCAAAGAGGCUGCCUGGGAUUUGGAACUGGAUCUGCCAACACCUGGUGCAUUUUGAGUCUAAGCAAGCCAGACUUGGAAGGAUCCAGCCGCUCUCUGUGAACAUUUGGGGGUUGCCCUUUAAUCCUAACACAGGGCAGCAUCUGCUUCCUGGACUUGGGGCCUAUGUCGGCAACUAGAUGGUUCCAGAUGAGGCAUGGUGAUGCCCGUUUCCCUAGUAGCAAAGCUGGGUUGGGAGGUACCAGGCCCUCUCCAUGAAAUGCAGCGGGGUGGGUAGGGAAAUCGAUAGAAGGGCCGCCGCAGGAUGUGACCCCAGUUCUCCAGGCAUCUUCUCAGUGUGUGUAGUUCUGGUUUUGAGAUUGUGAGUAGCGAGGCUCUGUGCCAUGUGUUUUUUUUUUUUUUUUUGCAUUGCCAGCUUUUCGGUCUUUCUCUUGCUCUCUUUAAGAUAGCAUUGGGUUCCAGGUUCGCAGGGCCACCGCGGGCAACACGUGGGCCCUGGAAAGCUGUACCAAAAACCACACAUCUGUGGGUACGGACUUGGAAAGGACAGUCUAUUCGUUUUCUAGAACUGCCGUAACAAAACACCGCAGACCCGAUGGCUCAAAACACAGACCGUUAUUUUCUCACAGCCCUGGAGACCAGAGGUCAGAGAUCAAGGCAUCAGCAGAUUCGCUUUGUCUCCCUGGCUUGCAGAUGGCCAUCUUCUGGAUGUGUCCUCACAGGGUCUUUCUUCUGCUUGUGUGCCCACCCCUGGCAUCCAAAUUCCCUCGUAUAAGGAUGCCAGUCAGAUUGAAUUAGAGCCCGUCCCGAGAGAGCCCGGUUUUACCUUCAUCACCGUGUAAAGGCCCUGUCUCCAAAUACAGUCAUAUUCUGAGGUUCUGGAGGUGAGGGCCUCAACACACUACUUUGGGGGCCACACAAUUGAACAGGUACGGGCAAGUUGCUUCGUAGCUGGAUUAUAACACCUGCUUCACAGCACAGUAGAGAAGAUCAGAGAAGGCGAUUCUGGUCCCAGCUCAGCCACUCACUCAGCACGGAUCCUUGGGCAAGCCCGUCUGCUCUGAGGGGCUUGGCCGAAAUUAUUUUCAAGCCCCCCGCUUCACACACACCCGCCCCCAACUCCAUUGAUUCAGCCUCGUGUAGAAAGCUCCAGAAUGCCAUCGUACGUGACUUUUCAAUCCUUGCCUUGAAACUGAUAGCAACUAUAGACCCAACCCAACUUUCCAGUCCAUUGGCACCUUGCAAAUGACCAUCACACUCUGGUUACUGUUUACAGAAUAAAACGGAAACCACAUUCUUCUCCGCAGCAGAGGCAUCGGUCAGUGUACGCGCAGACCAGUAGGUAGCAUUUCCGAACUGGACCGCUUGUUUAGAUGUGCUCUUCUCCGGUUUUUGUCAAUGUGAUUACCCUCCUAAGAUGCACUUUCCUGUCCCUCAUUUCCCUUUCUCUGUCACUGUACUGAGCUUGUUUUUGUGCACCUGGAAAAAAUAGAAUCCACGCCUAAACACGAGCUGAUUGUUGACUGACGUCAUUAGGAUGGGCCUUUAUUGGCCUGGCUGCUGGACUUGCUAAGCCAAGAAGCUCUUACCUUGGGAACAUACAGCUUCUGCUUCUCUUACGAACAGGUUCUGGGUCAUCGUCCUCCUUCAUGCGGGAGGGGGGAAGGUUAUCGAUCAUUGUGGAACCAUUAUGGCUUCCUUUCCGUCCACACACGAAUCUCAGAACUGGGGGUCUGUUUGCAGCCUCCCCACAAUCAAAUAUUAAACUGUGUAAUCUCAACUCAGAAAUCAUAAUCCGGCUCCUUUCCCAAUGCCCUUGCUGAUCUCUUGUUUCCUCAAGAACUCAA